Molecule: messenger RNA, 2773 nt
Organism: Myripristis murdjan (pinecone soldierfish)
Lineage: Eukaryota; Metazoa; Chordata; Actinopteri; Holocentriformes; Holocentridae
Gene: kcnj20
Product: potassium inwardly rectifying channel subfamily J member 20
Exons: 5
Coding region: 223-2046 (607 amino acids)
Biological process (GO): potassium ion import across plasma membrane; regulation of monoatomic ion transmembrane transport
Cellular component (GO): plasma membrane
Molecular function (GO): inward rectifier potassium channel activity
Source: RefSeq, a predicted model, not a curated record
AGUCUCUUCAAGCAUGCUGGAUGCUUUAUGAAGAUGUUUUUGAAUUCUUGUGCCUGGUUUGCAGAGCUUCAUACAGAGAUGCAAUGACUCUACAGCAUGGUCAGCACGGUCCCCAGGUCUUAAAUGAUUGGAUGACAAAGGACCUUGAAUCUCAAAUGAUCAUGCCCACGCUCUGAUGCUACACUGUAUUUUCUUUGCACCUUGGAGGGUACAUCCUCAAUAAUGCACCCUGGUACCAGAAGAGACUAUAACUUUGAGACUAGAGGGUCCAUUGGGUCCACUGGGACAACAGUGAACACUGGAGCCAUGGGGUCCAUCGCAGCACCCCAGGAUGGACUGAGGGGACGACGGACAUCCAUUCCUAUUCAACCAAAAUCUAUCAUUGUUGUCCAGUCCUCACUGCCUGGGGAAAAGAUUCAGUAUGAGAGUCACCUAAUAAACGUUGACACUGAGUCAUCCCUUCCUCUGCCUGACAUCAUGCCAAAUGAUUCCUCCCAACUUACAACUGCCAUACGCCGUCAUAAGAGUACAACAGACAUUCCCUACAAAGGCAAUAUCAACGUGCUUCCAACUGCCAGCCUAGGUCCUACAGGUCCAGAGCAAGCCUUUUUCCGCCGCUGCUCUCUGAGAGAGGCCAGUGGAGUUUCACGGUACACACGCCAUGCCCUCAGUGUGCCUAACAUGGGCAACACCAGCCCCCUUCGGGGCUUUAACACUAGCCCUCUUCAUAGCACCCAACUGUCGCCUGCACAUAGCACCCUUUCCAAUCCUGAUAGAGAAAUGGAGAGGCUGGCCAAGGCUCGUAGUAAGCUGGUAGAGGGUGAAUGUGCCCAAACACCCACCAUUACUCCAGAAGCCCGAAAGCAGCUCCGCUAUGUCUCCAAAGACGGAAAAUGUCGCGUGAACCUGUGUCACAUUUCUGAAAGGAGCCGCUUCCUGUCUGACAUCUUCACCUCCUUUGUGGACCUCCAGUACCGCUGGUUUCUCUUUGUGUUCAUGAUGUGCUACACCACCACCUGGUUCUUAUUCGCAGGUCUCUACUUCCUUAAUGCAUACCUCAGAGGGGACCUGCAACCUGAGCAACGUCUCAACAUCACCAAGAACCAUCUCCUAGACCAGAGGCCCUGCUACCUGGGUGUAGACGACUUCAUCUCAGCUCUGCUCUUCUCUGUUGAGACUCAGCGGACAAUUGGUUAUGGCUCACGGACUGUCUCCCCUACCUGCCAUGAGGGUGUGCUCUUGGUCAUGAUGCAGUGUAUUGUGGGGUCCAUGAUUGACGCCCUCAUGGUUGGUUGCAUGUUUGUCAAAAUAUCCCGGCCUAAAAAGCGGGCUGAGACACUGCUGUUCAGCCGUACCUGUGUUAUUGCCAACCGUGAUGACCAGCUAUGUUUAAUGUUCCGUCUGGGUGACCUGAGAGAGAGUCACAUGGUGGAUGCUAAGGUCCGCGCCAAGCUAAUUAAAUCCCGCCAAACAGCAGAGGGUGAGUUCCUGCCACUUGAGCAGUCAGAGAUUGACCUUGGCUAUGACAGUGGCUCAGACCGCCUCUUCCUGGUGGAGCCUCAGGUCAUACAGCACACCAUUGACUCCAACAGUCCAUUCUGGGAACUUGGCCCUGAACAGCUAAGAAGACAUCAGUUUGAGAUCAUCGUUAUCUUGGAAGGAAUUGUUGAGGCCACUGGCAUGAUGUGUCAAGCUAAAACAUCUUACAUUGAGACGGAGAUUGAGUGGGGAGCCCGCUUUGAGCCCUGCAUGACUCUGGAAAAGGGCUCUUUUAAAGUGGACCUGCGUCGUUUCCACGCCACCUAUCCGGUGCCCCUGCCCAACUGCAGCGCCAGCCAGGCCCAGCAGUUUCUUAUUCUGAAAGACUAUAAGCUCCAUGACCCCAGAGGCAGUACGGAAUGGGGGAUCUGUGUGGAGGAAACGGCAGAGGAGGACAAAGACAAGCAGUCACGUCCAGUGGGAUUCACCAUUGGCGAUAUCUUGGAGGAGAGAAUGUCUGAAGUGACUGAAUGUGAAGGGAAUGAUGAACAGAACUCUCUGCCCUGAUAAUACUUGGAAUUUUUUAAAGAUUUUUUGGCAUUUGCUUUAUAUUGAUAAAAACAGUAGAGAGAGACAAGAAGGUCAAGGGAGAAAGAGGGGAUGACAUGCAGCAAAAGGCUUAGGCUGGAGUGAAACCAGGACCACUGCAGUAAGGGCUCAGCCUGGUAGUGCAUGCUCUACCAAGUGAGUCAUUCCAAUACUGGGCUUUUAUAGAAACAGUCUUGAAUUCCAUUAUUAAUGUGGAGGUUAUGAAUUUAAUUAUCAAAUAUGUGCUUACACAGUGAGACCCAGCACAUGCCACUAAAUGGAUAAUAAGUUAUCACCUUCACUCAUUUCUCAAUUCUGUUGAUGGACGUUCAUCUCCAGCUUCACAUGCUGGCCACAUUCAGUCAACUCAGAGCCAAAUAUAUCAGAAAUAUUUAGACCCAUAAUAUAUAAUGCAUGUAGCAGGUUCUGCAUCAGGCCAUCUGUCUGAAAGUUUACUGAAUUUUUUAGUGUGUGUGUUUAAUGGUUCUUAUCCCGGAGGUGAUCAUACAGAAUACGUUAAAGCAUUCCUUCCCUGUUUAGUAGGGUUUAUGUUUCAUGCUUAAGUAUCACCAUUUCUAAUCCAAAGAGGAGAUGGACAGUGAAAGAAAGUGGUAAUUGUAACAUCUUUGAAGAACCUCUAAUAAAGGUCUGACUUUCUUCCCUCCUGCAUGAGAAGCACAAAUAAAUCUCAAUUAUUGCUGUGCAA